GAUGUCAAUCACAUUCGGAGAGCGACAGGAGGCGGCAUUUAGACCAUUUGAUCGCCCAAGAGAAGAAGGGAGUGACCUGACCAAGGAAGUCCGGUUCAGCACUUGGGCGCACUGGCUGGGAUUGCAGGAUCCAAACUGGAGGCCCACCCAUUUCGAGGCACUUGUCGACUGGUCCAGGACAGCUGGCCUCGUGUGCUGCCAGGGUACCUCUCCUUCGUUCUUCAGGGUGGGCGCGAUGCGGGACAUGAGCCUAUUGGAUCAACCGAGGGUGGACGGAAAGGCGCCGCCUGAGAGGCGUGCAGCGAACAAAGCGCGGAACAUCGCUGACUCGCAAAAGUGGUUCAUGUUCAAAAUCGGGCUGCUGAAGCAUUUGCCUCAGAUUGCCGUGCAGGUCCACCGCUUCUGUCGCAAGUGCGAGGCGGUGGAGAGGGGGAGUCUCGCAGAAUAUCCCGGCCAGGAAGACAUCGCGAAGCUGUUAUUUCUGUUCGCAAUCGCCGCGCUGACCGUGUCGGACAUAUACCUGUCCACCUCCAAGGUAUACAAUGCCGUGUACACGCCCCUCAAGGAGCACGCGAAGAGGCAGUCGAGCUCUGCGCAGUGGGAUUUCGGGACCUACGAGGGGUUUUUCAACCUUCACACGGCCUAUUCGCAGAUGCAGAUGUUUUUUGGUAUCUUCGCGAUCUCCAUCGUGAUGCUGCUCGGGAGACUCACCUUGGAAGAUCUUGGACCAGGCUACAGCAUGCCACUGUGCCUGGAGCAUGCCGCCAAGCGUGGAGUAUUCACGGUGCGUGAGGCCUUCUUGUUCGCGGUUGUCAUGGCGGCUGUCUGCAGUCUGCUGCGAUAUUAUAUCGCAGCAGACGGUGGAGGACGAGCGAAGGUGGAGGACGAGCCUGGCUCCUUGAAAAUUCAAUAGCCGGCGGAAACGCCUCGAUUACAUCUUCACGAGCAACCGUCAGACUUCUGAGGGGGAGGAGGGCCCGCCUACGGCGUCCGUGUGGAAGCUCGAAGCAGCGCUGCUGGCAGCAGUCGCCGGGCAAGACGCCGAGGUGCGCCGACAGCUUGAUGUCGAAGAUGAAUACCUUGCCCACUUGUUGGGGCGCUACCGGCCCAAUGGGGAUAAGAUCACCGCUGAGGAGUUCCAUGCGUGGGUCCUGAAGGCCAAGAGCCGCGCUGCGAUACUCGAGAAAGAGACCCAGGAUUCGGAGCAAGAGAUCGCGCAAGAUGAAACAAAGCAAGCCGAGGAGAUCUUUGACAUGGUAGACCGAGAUAAGAGUAACUGUGUCGACCGCGACGAGUUGAGGAAGGUUUACCAGGCGAUUGCGAAAGCCUUGGGCAAGAAGGAUGCGAAGAAAACUGGGAGGCAAUGGAGCCAGAAGGCGUUCAAAAAAGCUACGGAUUCCUUCAACAAGGGUGAAUUCGUUGAGCUCAUGCGCCGCGGGGUGCAUCUCAAGCAACUGUUUAAUCCAAGAGUUUUCGACGCAGUGAAGGCUGAGCUUGAUGAGCUUCAUGCCCAGCCUUGAGCUCGGGGGGGAUGAGGAGCAGGAGGAAGAUCGCGCGACCGCUUCCCGCUAUGAUAGUAUCGUCGCACUUAGCGCCUCGCCCUCUUCCUGCUUCCCGCUGCCCGCCGCGCUUAGCGCCUCGUCCGCGUCCCGCUGCGGAAAUGCUUCGCAGACCCUAUCAUAGAUCAAUCGUGGAGGCCAUCGAUUCGACAGCGUUGCAUUUUCGCCUCCGCUGUGUUUAAGUCGAAUCAACAGGAGACAAAGGAGGACACCCUGUCAUCUCGCGUCCCAACUGUCAAUGCGCAUCGCG
Molecule: messenger RNA, 1809 nt
Organism: Prorocentrum cordatum
Lineage: Eukaryota; Dinophyceae; Prorocentrales; Prorocentraceae
Source: the annotation of a GenBank genome assembly